Molecule: messenger RNA, 3616 nt
Organism: Diachasmimorpha longicaudata
Lineage: Eukaryota; Metazoa; Arthropoda; Insecta; Hymenoptera; Braconidae
Gene: SREBP
Product: Sterol regulatory element binding protein
Exons: 4
Coding region: 251-3463 (1070 amino acids)
Biological process (GO): regulation of transcription by RNA polymerase II
Cellular component (GO): nucleus
Molecular function (GO): protein dimerization activity; RNA polymerase II cis-regulatory region sequence-specific DNA binding; DNA-binding transcription factor activity, RNA polymerase II-specific
Source: RefSeq, a predicted model, not a curated record
GGCCCAGCGAUUGGUUGUUGUGGAGGUCGUACGAUCGUUUGUAAUUUUUUUAGUCUUUGCUUUUUAGUGUGUCGCACAAAUCUUCAGGCAUCCGUUUACCCCCGAAAUUUUGUGAAUUAUACCUGGAUAUUGAGAUGACAAUGGCCCUCCGUUGAAGUCGGUGAACAGCUGAUGGUUAUUGGACUGGUUUUCGUGGUAUCUGGGGACUUGGGAGCGUGUGUUACUCGGGAAAUUGGGGGUUUGGAACACCAUGGCGGACUCGGGGACUUGGGCUCCGGUCCACGAUACCAAUGAAUUUCCCACUUUUCAAGCUAGUGACAGCUUCAAUCUCAACGAAAUGACGGGAUUCGAUGAUUUGCUGAAAAACUGUGAAAGUGAGCUGAUGAAGAACGAGAACCUCUUCAGUGACGACACCUUCCUGUCCGACCUGGGCGAGCCGAUUCCCAUGGAGAGCGACUUUGACUUCUUAUCAAUGGCAUCGGGCAACGUGACAUCCUUCAAAGAGGAGGACAUUCUGGAUAAAUUUGUGGAGCCCAAGAUGAUAAUGAUUCCCCCAGGGGAGGCGUCUAACCGAAAGCAGUCCCUCCAGCAGCCCUCAACCCCUGUGCAGGCCACAGGUCAGCAGCCAGAGGUCGCAAUGGCGCCUAGUCAGCGUCCCCAGAGGAUAUCAGUCCUGCAGCAGCCAGCUCCUGCCGUCUUCACCUCCCAGCAGUACACAAUCCCCCAAAACGUGAACUUCAACGUUCAAUCCCCAGUGGUAACCCUAGCCCCAGUGGCAGGCCAUCAACGUCAGCUUCUGCUGCCAGCGAAGCUCAUAAAAUCUGAGUCUGUUGUGUAUCCCCGAGGCUCCCAAACAGUCACCUCAACGUCAGUUCCCCACCAGAUCCACACUCUGGUGAACACAGCAAACGGAACAGUCCUUGCGACAGGAAUUCCAGUUGUCCUGGACACUGACAAGGUCCAAAUAAAUCGAAUAAGCACCAAUGGGACGCCCCUUGGAGUUCCCAAGGUACGUGAGGUCAAACGAAGUGCUCACAACGCGAUAGAACGUCGAUACCGAACCUCGAUAAACGAUAAGAUAAUCGAGCUGAAGAAUAUGAUUGUGGGGGUGGAUGCUAAGUUGAAUAAAUCAGCCAUCCUCAGGAAGACAAUAGACUAUAUAAGAUUCCUUCAGAACUCCAACGCCAAACUGAAGGCGGAGAAUAUGACCCUGAAGAUGACAGCGCAGAGGCAGAACCUGAGGGAGCUAUUGUCCAUUGGAGAAUUGACACCACCCAGGUCUGACACGAGUGAACCUUCGCUAUCACCGGUUCCCACGAUUCCUCCCCUAUCUCCCGCUUCACCGGCGUCUAUUAAAGAGGAGCCCGAGGGUCACCAGCAUUCGAUAAUGAGUGAUAGAGCCUCGAUAUCACCCAAAACAAUUUCAGGAUUGAGAGAUAAUACUCGUCUCACUCUCUGCGCAUUCCUCUUGAUUUUCUUGGCGUUCAAUCCUCUGGGAAUUGUAAUGAAUAAUUAUGGUAGGCUGUCACUGUCCUCAGAGGAUUACGCAACUACCCGAGUCGAUGGAAGAGUGAUUAUGAGACACGAGGAGGGAGGGGAUCGUGAUGAAUACUUCAGGAAUGGAACGAUUUGGAGUUUUGAAAACAUGAUUGUCUGGUUUAUAAAUAUUCUCCUGCUAACAGGGGGUCUCUGCAGGUUGAUUGUAUAUGGAGAUCCUGUCAUUCCCACCGAGAGCAAGGCUUUCCUAGAGUUACGUCGUUGGCGACGUCAGGCUGAGUUCAACAUGUCACUGAAUGAGAAUGCUAAAGCCCAAUCAGACCUUGGGCAGUGUCUUCGCUACUUCGGGCGUUGUUUACCCUCAUCGAGGAUUGAAAUUUACAUGGCAACACUUUGGCAAAUUGUUCGCCAAGUUCUCCACAAGUUGUGGAUCGGAAAGUGGGUGUUGAACGUUGGUAAAUGGCUGUCUGAGAGAAACGAGAGGAAUCAGGCGGAAACAACCGCAGCUGAGUUGGCAAUCACGUACGGGAGACUUCUGAGUCUUCGUCUAUCUCAGGGGCUUACAAAGGGUACCCUGUUCCUGGCGAUAUCAUCGGUGAACUACGCUGAGGCUGCUGGCGAGAAUAUCAAUAAAAUCUGUCUCACUGAGAUCUACAUAAAUGCAGCACUGGCUUUCAAACAAUCGAUUUUUCCACUCGUUCACAAGUACUACGUGUCCAAGGGAAAAGCUUUGCUGUCAAGUGUACCAGUGGUCCCUGCGAAGUUCAAGUGGCUGAUGACUGAGGAGGGACUGAGGUUCCUCGUGUCCAAUAAGUGGCUGUACUCGAGACCAACCGUUAAAUCCACUCUCCCAGGUGACAGCAAGAAUUCUGGCAAUUCUGGAUCAAAUGUCUCUGCUAUUUCCUCAGGAAAUGUCAGGGAUUCCAAGUAUCACGAUGAGUUCACCUCCCAGGAGAGCAGAACUGAUGCCCUGUCAUUUGCGGCGAGGGCAUACAGAGAGCACCUCAUUAGUCAAUGCCUGAAACUAGUAGCUGGAACUGCUGCUAAUGGGGAUUCACAUGCCUCAGCGAUGCUUCAACUCUCGAAGGCUGUUAUUGAUUCCGCUGAUGUUGAGUGUCACUUCUCCGGUGAUGAGGGGACUGGUGGUGCCUGCGAGGAUGCUGUUGGGCUCUGGUGGGGAGCAGUUCUCUGGGCUGCUGCCUGCUGGAGGCUCGGUGAGGAAGACUCCACACCCUGGACUUUGGCGGAGACGAAAUUUCCACAUGAGAGGAACUUCAAUGAAAGCUCUGGGGCUAGUCCUCUGCCUCAUGCGGUUCUGUGCGUUAUUCAGGCUGCUAAGAGACCUACCAGCAGGAGUUCGAUCAGGCUCAUCGAUCAAGCUGGAAGACAUCUUGAGCAUUCGUUGGUUUAUUAUCACUGCAAGCAGCAGCCUUCCCAGAAUGUUCAGCUGGUUCACUUGUGGCUCUGCGACUGGCUCCUGGAGCUGAGGACUAUCCUUUGGCAGGAACUGUGGGACAGCCAGACAAGUCCUACCCCUACCGCAACCAGUACUUUCCUCGCGGGAUUCCAACAUGACUUGGCACGUUUGAGAAAGCUCAGUCGAGACAUUCCGUCCGUCCUCCCAAGAAUUUUUCUGUACGAAGCAACAGCAAGAAUAAUGGCAGGUGCAGCCCCCGUAAAAACCCAAAUUCUUCUCGAUCGUAGUCUACACCAUAGGAACUCACGAUCAUCCAUAAUAUGUGGUAAAGAUCGAUCGCAAGAGAAUGCCACAGGUGAACGAGAGCACGCAGCUGCCCUGUGUCUUGCCUGUCGGCACUUGCCAGCCCUUUUGCUUGCCUCACCCGGUGAACGAGCUGGAAUGCUCGCUGAAGCCGCCAAAACUCUCGAGAGAAUAGGGGAUCGUAAAAGACUCCAGGAGUGCUACGAGCUUAUGCGUCAACUUGGCCCUGCGAUAACUGCUAAUUGAAUUUGAUGAGUAACCUUCAGUUCUCGUGUCCAUAAUUCUCACUAAUUAUUUAUUGUAUAUAAUGAUUUAUUGCUGUUUUAAGUUUCAUAGACUUUUUAAGAGUUCGUAAUCAUCGGUGAUGAUGUUUGUUAAUAAAAUAUUUUAUAAAAUUCA